Molecule: messenger RNA, 1748 nt
Organism: Protopterus annectens (West African lungfish)
Lineage: Eukaryota; Metazoa; Chordata; Ceratodontiformes; Protopteridae
Gene: EIF2B4
Product: eukaryotic translation initiation factor 2B subunit delta
Exons: 13
Coding region: 66-1661 (531 amino acids)
Source: RefSeq, a predicted model, not a curated record
CCGACUAAACAUUCUGGUCAAGCUAAGGUUACUCAUCUUAGUUUUUCGUUCGCUGGUUGGUAAACAUGGCAGACGUGAAUCGAGUAAUACAGACACAAAGCAGCAACUUAACACCGGUGAAAGAUGCUGGAGUCAAGAAAAGUGAAAACAUUCAUUCAAAGUCUGAAAAUCAAGAACUCUCCAAAGAAGAGAAAUUGCGUCAGAGGAAGGAGAAGAAACAACAGAAAAAGAACAGACGGGAAGACAAGGGAAAUGCAGCACAGCCUGAAAAAAAUGCUACAGAAAGCCAGGUUCAGCAACAGAAAGUUUCAGGGCCCACUGUGGUACCCAGUGAUGCUUCAGUCAACAAUGAGAAGUUACCCUCUGGAAAGAGCAAAGCAGAGCUCCGGGCUGAACGUAGGGCAAAGCAGGAAGCAGAUCGGGCAAUGAAAGGAGUAAAGAAAGGAGAUCCAAGCCAGUCGUUUGGCUUAAAAUCAAAAACAGCAGCAAGUGAACCUCAGUCAGUUGUGAAACGAUUGUCAGAGCAUGUUCAGGCGGAUGACCCAGCAGCACAGAAAAGACUAGCAAAGAAAUUGGAACGCCAGCAGGUUCCAUUAAGAAAUGACUAUGGAACAAAAGUCAACCUGUUUUCACAUUUGCAUCAAUACAGCAAGAAGAUACCCCUGACGCAACAGACGAGCAUUCCUUGUACAGUCAUUCAUCCUUCCAUUGUACGUCUAGGACUGAAGUAUUCACAAGGAAUUAUUACAGGCUCCAAUUCUCGCUGUAUAGCAUUACUGCAUGCAUUUAAACAGGUUAUUCAUGACUAUUCAACCCCACCAAAUGAGGAACUGUCAAGAGAUUUAGUCAAUAAACUGAAUCCUAAUAUCAGUUUUUUAAUUCAGUGUCGGCCUCUGUCUGCUAGUAUGGGUAAUGCUAUCAAAUACGUCAAGAAGGAAAUUUCUAACAUUCAAAGCACUGUAAAAGAAGAAGAGGCAAAAGCAAUCUUGAAAGAAUGCAUUGAUAAAUACAUUCAGGAGAAAAUCUACUUAGCUGCUAAGGCCAUCUGUAAGUUUGCCAUUGAGAAGAUCAGCGAUGGAGACGUCAUACUAAUUUAUGGAUACUCUUCUUUAGUGAAUGACAUCCUUUGUGAUGCCCACGAAAAAGGCAGAACAUUCCGGGUAAUUGUGGUUGAUAGCAGGCCUCGACAAGAGGGAAGAGAAGCAUUGCGCAGGAUGGUACGGAAGGGAAUUCAUUGUACGUAUGUUAUAAUCACAGCGAUAUCGUACAUGCUACCUGAGGUUUCCAAGGUUUUCCUCGGUGCACAUGCAUUACUGGCCAACGGCUAUGUAAUGUCCCGAGUAGGCACAUCUCAGAUAGCACUAGUUGCCAAAGCCUACAAUGUUCCAGUCUUGGUGUGCUGUGAAACAUACAAGUUCUGUGAAAGGGUUCAGACUGACUCCUUUGUUUCAAAUGAAUUGGAUGACCCUGAUGACCUCAUUGUGACCCAGAAAGGAAGUACUCAUUUGGAGGACUGGCAGAACAACAGCUGUUUGCGCCUUCUAAAUCUAGUCUAUGAUGUCACACCACCUGAUUUUGUGGAUUUAGUUAUUACAGACUUGGGAAUGAUACCUUGUACCUCUGUGCCUGUAGUGCUUCGAGUGAAAAAUGUAGAGCAGUAAUGAAGGAGCUUAGGCUGUUCUUCGAAACUCUACAGGACCAGCAAUUCCUUGUAUAUUUUUGUUGUGUAAUAAAAAGGUCCAACUCUU